AUUGCAUUUAUUAUGACAGCUGAGAAAUGUGAACUUGUUAUUUGAGGUUAUGUUUAUUUAUUUUUAGUGUUUUGUUUGGUCAAAUAAGUUUUAAAACGCAAUAAAUAUGUCUAAACGACCGGAACAUCAAGCCCCACCUGAACUUUUUUACAAUGAAGAUGAGGCCAGGAAAUACACACAAAAUUCACGAAUCAUAGAUAUCCAAGCGCAAAUGACUGAGCGAUGUUUGGAGCUACUGCUACUGCCCGAAGACACACCAUGUCUGUUGCUAGACAUAGGUUGUGGUUCAGGAUUAUCAGGUUCAGUACUAGAAGAGUCUGGACAUAUGUGGAUUGGCUUAGACAUAUCACCCUCCAUGCUUGAUGUUGCAUUAGAAAGAGAAACAGAAGGAGAUUUAAUACUAGCAGAUAUGGGAGAAGGUGUACCGUUUAAAGCUGGUAGUUUUGAUGGUGCAGUAUCAGUGUCAGCCCUGCAGUGGCUCUUCAACGCAGAUAAGAAAACACAUCAACCUGUUAAGAGAUUAUACAAAUUUUUCAGUUCUUUAUAUGCUUCAUUGUCAAGAUCAGCGAGAGCUGUUUUUCAAUUCUAUCCAGAAAAUGAAAGUCAGUUAGACCUCUUAACUUCACAAGCUAUGAAGGCUGGUUUCUACGGAGGUGUUGUUGUUGAUUAUCCGAAUUCAGCUAAAGCUAAAAAAUUCUUCCUUGUUCUUAUGACUGGUGGAGCUGCCCCUUUACCACAAGCAUUGGGAACAGAAGAAAGUGAUAACUCUUUACAAAUCAAAUAUGCAAGAAGGGAAGCCUGUAAAGCGGCACGAGGUAAACCACUCAAAAAUACAAGAGCAUGGCUCUUAGAAAAGAAAGAAAGGAGAAGGAAACAGGGGAAAGAGACUAAACCUGAUACUAAGUAUACAGGAAGAAAAAGAAGUGGCCGCUUCUGAUAUAUUGUAAUUUUUUAGACUAAUUACAUUGUAUAAUUAAUAAAAUAUAUAUAACAUUGA
This is a messenger RNA of Melitaea cinxia (Glanville fritillary), 997 nucleotides long. Its product is annotated as probable 18S rRNA (guanine-N(7))-methyltransferase. Lineage: Eukaryota; Metazoa; Arthropoda; Insecta; Lepidoptera; Nymphalidae. Bases 107 to 937 code for a protein of 276 amino acids. Gene Ontology annotation, biological process: rRNA (guanine-N7)-methylation. The transcript has 6 exons. Gene Ontology annotation, molecular function: rRNA (guanine) methyltransferase activity. The record is from RefSeq and is a predicted model, not a curated record. Gene Ontology annotation, cellular component: nucleolus.